This is a messenger RNA of Pseudopipra pipra, 10836 nucleotides long. RefSeq names its product DENN domain containing 4C (gene DENND4C). Lineage: Eukaryota; Metazoa; Chordata; Aves; Passeriformes; Pipridae. Gene Ontology annotation, cellular component: cytoplasmic vesicle. Gene Ontology annotation, molecular function: protein binding. The record is from RefSeq and is a predicted model, not a curated record. Gene Ontology annotation, biological process: regulation of Rab protein signal transduction. Bases 194 to 6055 code for a protein of 1953 amino acids. The transcript is spliced from 33 exons.
GCCUGUAGGCGUUGGAGGGGGAGAAAGUAACAUGGUGGCCGCUUCCUCUCUAAACAGGAGUGGCGGCGUGUCUGGCAGUCCCUGAGGAAGCGACGGGCGCGGGAAAAAGCUCGGGGCGGGGAGCGCCCCCUCUGCUGGCGCGUACGAGGGGCAGCUGUCGGCGUGCGGGCCGGCGGCAGGUACUGACAUAACCAUGAUAGAAGACAAAGGUCCACGAGUGGCUGACUAUUUUGUAGUGGCAGGGCUCACUGAUACAGAUACAGCAACCCUGCUGGACCAAGAAAUAAGCCGACAUGAAACAAAGUCAACUGGUCCAAAGGCUCCAAUUACUGACAUUGCUGUGAUAAUUAAAUCAGCUGGUGAAACUGUCCCAGAGGGAUACACCUGUGUUGAAGCCACUCCUACAGCCCUUCAAGCCAACUUAAACUAUGGAAGUCUGAAGAGUCCUGAACUUUUUCUUUGCUACAAGAGAGGGCGGGACAAACCACCACUUACUGACAUUGGAGUUCUGUAUGAAGGGAAGGAACGCAUAAUUUCAGGCUGUGAAGUGAUUCAAGCUACUCCUUAUGGUCGUUGCGCUAAUGUGAACAACAGCUCAGCUUCUUCUCAGCGGAUCUUUAUCACAUAUCGAAGGGCUCCUCCAGUACGACCUCAAAAUUCAUUGGCAGUGACAGAUAUCUGUGUUAUUGUUACCAGCAAAGGAGAAACCCCUCCUCAUACAUUCUGUAAAGUUGAUAAGAAUUUAAACUGUGGUAUGUGGGGUUCCAGUGUAUACCUUUGUUACAAGAAGUCUGUGCCAGCUUCUAACUCUUUAGCGUAUAAAGCUGGCUUAAUUUUCAGAUAUCCUCAAGAGAACUAUGAAUCAUUCCCACUGUCAGAAUCUGUUCCUCUCUUCUGCCUUCCCAUGGGAGCCACUAUUGAGUGCUGGGACCCUCAAACCAAAUAUCCACUACCAGUGUUCUCAACAUUUGUACUGACCUGCUCUUCUGCAGAAAAGGUAUAUGGUGCUGCUAUUCAGUUUUAUGAGCCGUAUCCCCGGGAGCUGCUAACAGAAAAACAGCAAUCGCAGCUGGGUCUCCUGACAACUGUAGAGAGGAAAGUGAUUACUUCCAAGUCCAUCAAUUCAAACAAAUGCAUCUGCCUUCUCUCACACUGGCCUUUCUUUGAAGCAUUUCGAAAAUUUCUUAUGUUCAUCUACAAACUGUCUGUCUCUGGACCUCAUCCUCUUCCCAUUGAAAAGCAUAUAUCCCAUUUUAUGCACAAUAUACCUUUCCCUUCACCACAAAGGCCAAGAAUUCUUGUGCAGCUUUCUGCCCAUGAUGCAUUAAUAUUGUCACAGCCAGUUUCUACACCAUUGCCAUUAAGUGGAGCAAACUUUAGCACUCUGCUUAUGAAUCUUGGACCAGAGAACUGUGCCACUCUGUUACUCUUUGUAUUACUAGAAGGCAAGAUCCUGCUGCAUUCUCUUAGACCAGCUGUGUUGACAGGAGUUGCUGAAGCUGUAGUAGCUAUGAUAUUUCCGUUUCAAUGGCAAUGUCCAUAUAUCCCCCUCUGUCCUUUGUCUCUGGCCACCGUACUCAGUGCACCAGUUCCAUUUAUUGUUGGAGUUGAUUCACGAUAUUUUGAUCUGUAUGAUCCACCGCAGGAUAUUGUGUGCAUUGACUUGGACACAAAUAUGGUGUACAUAUCAGAUGAUAAGAAGAGCACCAACUGGAAGCAGUUUCCCAAGAAGCCAUGUAAAAGUCUGCUCAGCACCUUAAGGAAACUGCACUCACAGCUGGCAACAGUUCACAGGAAGACUCAAGAAGGCUCUGCAGUGGAAAUGACUCCUAUAGAGGCAGAUUUCUCCUGGCAGAAGAAGAUGAUAGAACUCGAGAUGGAGAUCCAGGAGGCUUUUCUCCGUUUUAUGGCAUCUAUUUUAAAGGGUUACAGAACAUUCCUCAAGCCAAUCACGCAGGCACCUUCAAAUAAAGCAACUGCUGCUGAUUCCUUGUUUGAUCAUCAAGGGUUUUUAAAAAGCAGAGACCGUGCAUAUACCAAGUUCUACACGCAUCUCACCAAAACACAGAUAUUCAGCCGCUUUAUUGAAGAGUGCAGUUUUGUGAGUGACAAGGAUACUGGAUUGGCAUUUUUUGAUGACUGCAUAGAAAAGCUCUUUCCAGAUAAAGGAACAGAAAAAGGAGAGAAGUUCGAUGUAGAUUCUGUCGAAGAUGCACGGUUGAUUGAGCUUGAUGAGUCACUAAAAAGUGAACACACAGUGUUCAUAAUGCCACCAGAGCCCCCUGCUGAUGAUGGACAGGACCGAGUGCCAAAAUACAGCUAUAAAAAUUUCCCACGACUAGAUUUCAAGCUCUUUGACAGGCCACAGGAGCUCAAGCUUUCCUUCAGCAGACACCCAGCUGGAAGUAGCAUUUCAAAUAGUCCAGCACUCAUGGCAAAGAGGACAAAACAGGAGAUAAAAACAGCCCAUAAAUUAGCCAAGAAGUAUUACGUAAGCCCCCCACAGUGGGCUAAGUGUCUCUUCAGUCACAGUUACAGCCUAUGGUUUAUUUGUCUGCCAGCCUAUGUCAGAGUUGCACAUCCCAAGGUCAAAGCGCUGCAGCAGGCAUAUGAUGUUCUGAUUAAAAUGAGGAAAACCGAUGUGGAACCACUAGAUGAGGUCUGCUACAGAGUAGUAAUGCAGCUCUGUGGACUGUGGGGUCAACCUGUUCAGGCCGUGAGAGUCCUUUUUGAAAUGAAAAAUGCUGGAAUACAACCAAAUGCCAUCACCUAUGGUUAUUACAAUAAGGCGGUUUUAGAGUCUUCUUGGCCUAGCAGUAACCGCAGUGGCAUAUUCUUGUGGACAAAGGUACGAAACGUACUUCGUGGCACAGCACAAUUUAGGCAGUGCUUAAAGAAAUCAACGCGGAGCCCACAAGUGCCUGUGAUAUCAGCUCUGCGGAGUCCCACAGGUGGAAGUGAUGGGGACAUGGUGAGCCAUGGUAGCGUGGAUAGUUCUAAUGAUGCUAACAGUGGGGAGCACACCCUCUUCGUCAGUGACUUAGUCAGGCUUGAUUCCAUUGAUAAUCACUCUAGCACAGGUGGUCAGUCAGACCAGGGUUACGGAUCCAAGGAUGAACUUUUAAGAGAUGAUGGAGAUAAUCUUCCUGCAACUGAAACACAACUAAACAAAGAUAUUUCUUCUAGAGCUGGAGACUUAAUAGAAGAGGUUUCUGCAGAGAAAUCUUACGAAAAGCAACAGCUGAAUACAGAAAUUCUGAGUCCAACUGAUCCACCUGCUUGGGGUAACAGUAUUGUGAAAGUUCCAUCUGGCAUUUUUGAUAGCAGUGGAAGGAAAUGCAGUGGGGAAACUGUUUCUAGCCCACUGUUUAUAACUCAGGAUUCAGUUGAAGAUGUAGUCUUUGGUGAUGUUCUUCCUAAGAAAACAAGUGAAAAAAGACAGAAGAGGCAGAAACUGUUUUCAGAGAGAAGCUGCAGUUUCAGCAGUGAAAGCAGAGCAGGAAUGCUGCUGAAAAAAGGCAGCUUGGACUUGCAUUCUAAAGAAAUAGCAAAAAUGAUGGGAGCGGAUGCCAAGAUUCUAACAGCAGCUUUAUCAGGAGCCAACACUUCACCCUGUCAUAUGAAUAAAUCCCACAGCUUUGAAAAUAUCGUUGACCAGCAGGUUUCUGAUAUAAGUGGAACUUGGAGUUGUGUGACUGAGACUGUUUGGGAAUUAGAGCAUAAGUCUUCACAAGUGGUGGAAGAACCUGGGGAAGGGCAGGAGCAUCUUGAGAAUGGAAGAGGUGAAAACAUGACUGCAGUGGAAGACAUGAACCUUGAACAGUCAGCUGAGUCCAAAACCCAAAAACCAGAAUCUGAAGAUGCAACUGCCAAAAGAAAUAGCUUUUAUGGAGUGGUUAAGCCUAUCGAAAGGGAAGAUGUUGAAGUAGGCUUGGACCCUUUGUCUUUGCUAGCUACUGACAGCACGCAGCCAAGUUAUCCAGAACCUGGGGAAAAGUUGAUAUCACCAGUUGCAGCACGUAAUUUGGCAGAUGAAAUAGAGAGCUAUAUGAAUUUGAAGAACCCAUUAGGUAGUAAGUUUCCCAGCAUGGAACUGCAUAAGCCAGAUAAGGAAGCAGAAGCUUCUGAUACACUUGGUCACUCCCAAGAAAGGAGGUCAAGCCUGCCUUUGGAUCCUGUCCUACCAUCGCCUAAGUCUUAUGAAAAUCGAAGAAGUCCUUCUGUCUCCAGAUCCAAAACAUUCACUGGACGAUCAAAGCAACAAACCCAUCCACAGGUCCAAAAGGAGCGGUCUUCGUCUUUGACAGGACUGGGUCGUUCUUCUCAACAUGGCUCAUUAGGAACUGUGGUGACAACUUUAUCCAAUCUGAAGUUAGACAAUAUACUGUCUGGACCAAAAAUGGAUGUUUUGAAAUCAGGCAUGAAGCAGGCUGCCAAUGUAGCCAGUAAGAUGUGGGGAGUUGUAACUUCGGCAUAUAGUUACUCAGAUGAUGAGGAUGAAAGCAACCAACCAGACUAUAACUUCCCUGUAGGUUUUGAAGAUAAUAUUUUAGGAGAUAAUCUGUCGUCAAGAAUUGGAGCCCCAGGGCUAAUUACAAAUGAGCUUGGACAAAGCACUACUAGCCUUGGCAGUAGCAGUAGCAGUGGAGAUGCAGGAAGACAGCAUUACAGUGCAGGUGAAGUUUCUUUCCCAAGAAGUAUGAAAGUUCCAGAUUCUGAGAGAUCAGAGCACAGCUCUUCACAUAAUACUAGUUUAUCCAGCAUUUUCCAGAACUGUGCGAUGGAGGUAUUGAUGUCAAGCUGCUCUCAAUGUAGAGCUUGUGGAGCUUUGGUUUAUGAUGAAGAAAUUAUGGCUGGAUGGACAGCAGAUGAUUCAAACUUGAACACUACCUGUCCUUUCUGUAAAAGUACCUUUCUACCUUUGCUUAAUAUUGAAUUUAAAGACCUACGUGGCUCUGCAAGCUUUUUCCUGAAGCAAAGUACCUCAGGAGAUAGUUUACAGAGUGGUACUCUUCCGUUAACCACGGAUCCCCCAGAGCAGAAACUGUUGUCCAGUCCAGCUGUCGCUGACUUGAUCAGUUUUUCAGAUGACCUGCAGUCCAGCCACACCAUAGCUGAAGAAACUAGCUCUGCAGCUGAGCAGAGUGAUGUGACAGAAGAACAGACUACAGAUCCCAGAACCAUGAAGACAUAUGCCAGUAAUCCACCAAAAAGGGGAGUGUCCUUGACUAGGAGCCACAGUGUUGGAGGUCCACUGCAAAACAUUGAUCUUUCCCAGAGACCAUCUCAUGGCAUUUCAACAGUUAGUCUUCCAAACAGUUUGCAAGAAGCUGCGGAUCCUUUAGCAAAAAGACCUAACCCUCUCCCUGUAUCUGUACCCUACUUGAGCCCACUGGUAUUGCAUAAGGAGCUUGAAUCACUGUUGGAGAACGAGGGAGAGCAAGUAAUUCAUACAUCCAAAUUCAUCAAUCAACACCCCAUCAUUUUCUGGAAUCUAGUUUGGUAUUUCCAACGGUUGGAUCUACCUAGCAACUUACCUGGACUGAUUCUAACAUCUGAGCACUGUAAUGAUGGAGUGCAGCUUCCUUUGACAUCUCUUGCUCAAGAUAGCAGGCUGGUAUACAUCCAUCUACUGUGGGACAAUAUCAACCUCCACCAAGAGGCAGGGGAGCCCCUCUAUAUAUCUUGGAGAAAUCUCAAUUCUUCUGAAAAGAGACCCUCCACUCUGGCAGAAGAUCAGCAGGCAACAAACACUUUGUUAGAGAACAUCAAACUAAGUAUUCAGCACAAUGAUGUUGUUAAGCCAAUCAACCUCCUCCUACAGAAAAUUAAGCCAGAUGUGAAACGACAGAGGAGUUUUUACAGGGAAAUUCUUUUCCUGUCUCUGGUGUCUCUUGGGAGAGAAAACAUUGACAUUGAGGUCUUUGAUAGUGAAUACAGACUUGCACUUAAAAAACUACCAAAGGAAGUUCUUGAAAAGAUGCAGAAAAUAGAUGCUCCACCAAGCAGCAGGGUUGAGUGUUGCAGGAAGUGCUUUGGAGCACCUUUUAUAUAAAAACGAGGAAGACAUGCACUAAACUUCAGAAUGACAAAAGCAGAGAUGAAAAAACCAGAAAAAUGGUGAUAUAUACACUUUGAAUCCCAAAUGUUGGUAAUUGAGCAGUUUGUCAAAGAAAUUUCAUUGAGCUGCAGAAUAUAUUCUUGUCUUUCAUCUCAUGAGACACAUUGUAAAGUACAUCAGAAUGUUUUAAAACAAUAUUAAUAGGGUGAUUUUUUUUUCAGUGGUUGAUCUUUUUGCCCCUUUAUAUUCUUUUUAUUAACUCAGAUUUUUCCCAUACAGUAUCAAAUUGUUCAAAAAGGUGAUAAUUAAACAGCAGCCUAUGGUCUGUAACUUUCUUAAGAGCCACCAGUGUUUGUGUAUUUUAAUGAAUCACCUUUCCUGCCACAGAAUAUGUAGAUUUUUUUACUGCUUCUUUAAAAUGAUCUUUACCUAAAGAGGGAUCUUUUUGUUAGUGUGAAUGUAAAUAUUUGAAACCUUGAAUUGGAAGAUGCAAGGCAGUGCUUUAGUCAGAUCACAGUACCUAAAAUAGCUACCCUUCUCCUGGCAAUUGUCCCAGUUCAGUAUUUUAAAUUGUCUUUGGCUGACCUUUUCAUAAUAUAUGUCUGUAGUUGUGAAAAAACAGAAACUUAGACUCAGUUUUCCUUAUUCUCUAUAUGACAUAAUAUAAGAUCCUGUAAAUAUACUGGCCUCUUUCUCCAAAAGAAGGAUAGGCUUCUCAGAAGCAGCUCAGAAAUGGAUUUCUUUUCUAAAGAAUUAAAUAAGAAGCUCAAAUGACAUUAGGAUACAUAUAAGGAUUGCAACAGAUACUGUCUGAAAAAAAUUAUGCUUUUACUUUAUGCAUGUAUGCUUAAAAAGUGUCUUCCUUGAGUUCUGUAUCGCCCUCUCCCCUAGGUUUCAUGCUAGCCUGUGGGUUAAUUAUUUUGCACUGAUAGUCCGAAUUCAAUAUUUCAAUUAAAAUGUAUUUAUAAGUGUGGUCUUCAAGGUGUAUAUUAGCAGAAAUGAAGGGCUUACAUGUAUGGUCUGAAAAGAUGGAUUCAUCUUUUGGGUUGCUUGUAGUAGGUAAGACACUUCCUUACUUCACAUAUUUAACUGACUACAGUAGACAUAGUCUUAGCAAGGAGAGCCUGGAUGUUGGUCAGCAGUUUAAAUGUUCUGUUACUUGAAGAAUAUGAUGAGGUUUAUUCCAGGUUUUUGCUGAAAUUUAAUGGUUUGGUUUUUAUGAUGGAAUAAUUCUUAGAGGGAAAAAAAGAGAAGAUUUGUAGCGUAUAAAAGGAGCAUAGCUAAAAUAUUAAUUUUAUCUGGGUAUGAAUGUAUUUACUUUAUACUACUCUGUUAAAAAUUUUCAUUCUUGAAAAUGAUGAGGGAUGAAGAUCUGUCUGGAACAGCUUUUAUAUGAAAAAGUAAAAUCAACUUUUAUUUUUUCAUGAGAUAAAACAAAGGAUUUGCACUAUUUGUGACAAAAUACAUUUGCAUCAUAGACUGAUGCCUUCUAUUUUAUCUAUAAGUGCUGAUCCUAAGUUUAUAUGGGGAUAUUACCUGGACAGAUUCUCUCCUGAUGAAACUGUUGUGUUUUCUCAACAAUUAAAAGUGAGAAAGCAUACACUGACCUUUUUUUUUUAUUCUUUAUUCUUUGGGUUUAUGCAUAGUUGCUUGCUGAUAUCUGACCUACAUCACAAUGAAAGAGUAGGCCUUGAUUCUUCAUCUUUUCCUGUUACGUAAUUGACUUGCAUGGUUCCGUCCUUUUAAAGUAAAAGUCUGUCUAAAGCAUUCAUCCAAACAACUUAAUACUUCUACAGAUCAAACAAGCACAUUUUCCUGUAUAACUCUAUACUUUUAAUCUUCAGCAGAGAGCUACACAAAGACAAUUUUUUAGUGUUAAAUGGACAAACUGUGUGAUUUUGUGAUGCAAUGUGCAAGGAAUCAAGUUGUUGUUAUCCUUAAAUUAUCCCAGCUCAUAAAAUUACGAGGAAAAUCUGUCUAGUGAGUGCUGUUUUAGGUAACUGGUGGCGUCCAAAUAGUUUUAAAACCUAGUAAAUAAUAUUAUAUGAACUAAAUUCUGUAAACACAUCACUUUCUUUUCAAAGCAGCUUUCUCAUCUGUUGCUGAAAAUACAAAUUUAUCAGGUAGUAGUGUUGUAAAGACAGCAAAGCUGAUUGUGUCAUAACGUCUAGUGCUAAAUAUUACUUUUCCCAGGUAUAUACACUAAAAAAAGAAACAAAAAAACCCCAACAAAACUAAAGCCUGGGGGGAAAAGGACUGAACUUACUUUGAUUUGCUACUGCAUAUUGGCAUUUUAGUACACUACAAAUUAACUUUUAUUCCUGUCGUAUGCAUGUGGAUUUCAGAGUGGUAGAAGUCCUGCAUGAAAUCUUGAAUCUGCAUAUUGGACUUGAUUCUCUAAUAUAGAAUGAAAAAAGUAAGAGCUUACCCCUUUUAAUGGGGAGUUUUUAAUGUUUAUUUUUUAAUGACUAACUCAUCAGUUGGUUCUUGAAUGUAGUCCAUAGCUCAAAUGAAAAGGGAGAUCUCUGAAAAUGAUUUAUUAAGUUUCAUUUCAGAAGAUGCUUUUAUCAGGGGAAAAAAAAGUAAGAGCUCAUAAAAAUUUUAAAGAAUUUAAGAACUGAGUAGUUUUUUGCUAAUUGAUUUGUUGCCUUUUAAAUGCAUAAUGGCACUUGCUGGUUUUCCUGACUUUUAGGUCUCCUGCAAAUAGGUAGAGACUGCAGAUUUUCCUACACAAACUUUCUGAGAUGUAGGCUUCCCUAAUUUGAAUGCUGAAGGAACUGUGAGUUCCUUCAUAAGAAAAGGGCAUAGAGUAAAAUAGCUCGGCAUGGCUCAAUAUUCAUAUAGUUGAAAAUCUGGCCAAAAAUAAGCAGGGAAAAGUUUCAGAAGUUUUUUGUGAGUGUAUUGCAAACACUUUUGUUUUUCUGACAUUUGGGCACUAAAGGCACACUUCUUUGCAAGUUAGUUGACAGCAUGAACUUCUUGGGCUUUGUGGGAAUGACUUAGUUACCUACAAAUGCUUCUAAUUUGUUUGACAUCUCACUCUUAGGAACCCAUAUUUAUCUCAAUCCAUAAUACAUGACUGAUCUGGGCAAAGUGUUGUGAAGGAGGGGUAAGGAAAAGCUUGAUUUUUAGUUCUGUUUUCCAUUGUUUUCCAGUAGAAAUACUGUGUGUGUUUUCCAGUAGAAAUACUGUGUGUGUAUUUUGGAAUUCUCACUUAUAACCUGAAGAAAAUGUUUCAAAUCACCAUUAACUUCAAAACUUCCAAUGUGUGCUCAAAGUGAGGAUGUAAAACGAUCUGAUUACAUGUGUGGAUGCAAACAAUGAAUUUCAGGUCUGCCCCAGAACUUAGGAAGUUUAUAUUGGAAUAACAAUUACCAAAGAGAAGCUUCCUUGCAUUGUUGUUCUAAGGAUGUUGAAUGGCAGUCAGUUAUGCUGAGAACAUUCUCUCUUGCACCUUUCACCCAGCUAUAAAACAGUUACAUAUGUAGCUUGUGUGCUCAUGUGAAAAUAGCUAUUUUUUGUAGAAUUAAAACAACAAAUGAGUGUUUAAAAUCAGGAUUCCUAAGUUACAAAGUUCUUCUUUAUGAAUUAUAUGCUAGUGCAUCACCAAAACCUAAAAACAUUGAAACCCCCUUAGGUAUAGGAGACUGAUGUGGCGGCAGUAAUUGGUUACAGCCUUAACAUGUUACUAGAAGCAUCUGUAUGUUACUUAUAGUCAUACCCUGUCUUCACAUUUUAUAUAAAUCAAUACAGUACAAUUAUAAUGGAAGAUAUUUUAUUUAGUAUAUGUGUUUCAAACUAAUUUAAUUUGUUUUGUAAGUAACUUGUUCCUGGCAGAAUUUCACAUUAGUUUAAGCUCAAGCUACAUUGCACUUGUGAAUGAGUAAUUUUAUUCCAUUUUAACUGUGAAUUAAUGGCUUUUUGUAUUGCUGCAGCUAGAAGAAUAUACCUUUCAUUGAGUUUACUGCUUUCCUUGAAUAACUGCAAAAUAGGGGAUAUUUUUAAAAUGUAUAUUAAAUUAGAUCAUAGAAAUUAUAUUUUUAAAACCAAUUGUUAAAAUGUAAGUAAUUCAAGAAUCUACUCAGUAGUUUUCUCUUUUUAAAACUCUUAAUUAAACAAUUAUUUCAAUCCAGAUAACUUUUAUUUCAUCAAAUGGUAAGCACGCCAUCUUAUUCACAUAAUUAUACAUUUUCAACAAAGGCGGGGUUUUUUUUCUUUUAACCAAUAGAAACCUUUAAAAUGCAUUCUGUAUAUCAGCUUUUCAUUAUGUUUUUAAGAAACAAACACCCUUGUAACUUUUAAGUGUUGAAACUAAAUGGUUGGACUCUAGUUCUCUGCUCUCCUGUGCUGUAUACUGUAAUGCAUACGAUGAGAGAAACAGAUGGCGUUUUUAUUUGUUCUUUCAGUCUGCAUCAACCAAGGGUGCAAAUAAAAGGGAUUGUUUGCUGUUUUUUAGAAGCACAUCAAACUCCUUUUAGGAGCUUAGACUGUAUUGUAGUGAGGAUGAAAUGAUGUAGUGUGAAUAAAUUAUGAAUUUAUUAAGUGAGCUGGGAAGUUUAAUGCUAUAAAAUUUGCACUGGUUUAGAGACUGUUUUGAACUGUUGAAAAAUGGCAUCUAUUUACUGUGCUUUAAUUAACAACUGUUUUCUGUACAUUUGACAAAAAAUUUGACUUUAAAAGGGCACUGCAUAUUCUGAAUUCUGUGUAUUCUAAACUAAGAAACAAUUUUUAAUGUAUUUCCCAAAAUAAAAUAUGUAUGUAUGCUGUAUAAAAAA